GUGCAGGCUUCUGCCGGUUUCGGCCAACGAUAGCCGGGACCGGUAUUACACCGCCAUGCCAUUCAUUAUAAAAAGAGAGAGAAGGAUACAACAGGGCAAAAUAAGUCCAUUGUGAUUAUUCAUGGGACGAAGAAGCUGAAGCUACUCUUCAAGAAGCGUGCAGAAAUGAUCGAGACUAUCCCCAGUCAACAACAAAAGGAUACACAACAACCAGAGACAAGCGGCAAUAUACAACCUGAUUCGGUACAAGAAGCUGCACAUUCCGAACUCCAACAUAAUGCAAAGGAAGUGGAAACAUACUCCAUUGAAAAUGCUCCAUACUGCAUUUUACCCGAGCGUGAAAAGGUAACCCUAAUGAUACUUGCCUCUUUCGCCGCCAUCAUCUCGCCCAUGUCCAGCAGUAUCUAUUUCCCAGCAAUCAAUAAUAUUGCGAAAGACUUGAAUGUAUCAAUUACUUUGAUCAAUUUAACGGUUACGACAUACUUGAUCUUGCAAGGAAUUGCACCAUCACUCAUUGCAAACUUUUCGGAUAUACACGGCAGACGCCCUGCAUAUUUGAUAUGCUUUACUAUUUACAUAGCAGCAAAUAUUGGGUUGGCGCUACAAUCAUCAUAUGCGGCCCUCAUGGUGCUCCGUUGUCUGCAAAGCUCGGGGAGUAGUGGUACCAUAGCCCUCGGCAGUGCAACCGUAUCUGAUCUAUCAACCCGAGCCGAGCGAGGAAAAUAUAUUGGUUAUGCAACAAUGGGUGUUACACUCGGACCAGCCUUGGGACCGGUCAUUGGAGGCUUGUUAGACCACUUUCUUGGCUGGCGAUGGAUAUUUUGGUUUCUGGUCAUUCUGUCCAGCGCCUUCGGGGCAACAGUUGCUAUUAUUUAUCCUGAAACAUGCCGGGCAGUAGUUGGAAAUGGUUCCGUGCCGGCUCCUAAGUGGAAUCGUUCCGUGUAUCAAGUCGUGAAAAGUAAUUUAUGCCCGCAAAAGAUGUUCACUGGGCCGCCAAAUUAUGACACUUUACAGAAUAGGAAUAAACGCCGUGCAAAUCCUCUAGCUUCCGCUAUGAUUGCGACAGAGAAGGAAGCUUUCUUUAUUUUGAUAUACGGCUCACUCUUAUAUGCUGGAUUCAUGUCUGUCUUGAGCACACUGACAUCCGAGCUACAGCUUCGCUUCGAUUUCAACUCCAUUCAAAUUGGCUUAUGUUACCUUCCACUGGGCUUCGGCAGCUUAACUUCCCGAUGGACAGUGGGGUUUCUGCUGGAUAAGAACUUCAAGAGAGAAGCCAGGCGCCAAGGACUACCCAUUGUGAAAAACAGGCAACAAGAAAUUGAGAAAUUCAAUAUUGAAAUUGCUAGAUUGACCAUUACAAUUCCACUGGUGUACAUUGGUGCCUUAUGUCUUAUCGCAUAUGGUUGGGUUAUGGAGUACAAAACGUCACUGGCCGGACCAAUGGUGACGCUCUUUUUCAUGGGCCAUUGCAUUACAGGAGCUUUUAGCUCGCUCAAUACAUUGAUUGUUGACACUCAUCGUCAAAGUCCGGCUACAGCAGUGGCAGCAAAUAAUCUAUGGAGGUGCCUGGUUGGAGCCGGGGCUAUUGCAAUAGCAGCGCCAUUGAUUGAUCGCAUUGGAAUAGGCUGGACAGCAACUUUUAUUGCUUUCCUGUGGAUAUUUUUCAGUCCGAUUAUGUGGGCUGUAUAUAAAUGGGGGUAUGCGUGGCGAGAAAAAUCCCGGCUUGAGGAACAGGAGAGGACCAGCACAACCCAAGGAAACAGAGAGCUCUGAAUUGAUGUUAGCCAUCGUAAAAUCUUCGGCAAAAAAUCAAUUUCCACAAUUUUUACGUCAAGUACAUAUAUCAGUUAUGAAUAUGUCACAUCGAGAAAUAUGAUUUGACGCCCUUUCCAAAUAUCAACGUGAAAGCGACACGAUAUUCAAAUUCGGUUGAUCAAACACCAUCGACUCUUUAAUAACAGAUAUAC
This is a messenger RNA of Talaromyces proteolyticus, 1967 nucleotides long. Its product is annotated as putative MFS transporter. Gene Ontology annotation, molecular function: transmembrane transporter activity. Gene Ontology annotation, biological process: transmembrane transport. Bases 166 to 1773 code for a protein of 535 amino acids. NCBI's taxonomy places the organism in Eukaryota, Fungi, Ascomycota, Eurotiomycetes, Eurotiales, Trichocomaceae. The record is from RefSeq and is a predicted model, not a curated record. The transcript is spliced from 2 exons.